Molecule: messenger RNA, 3385 nt
Organism: Monopterus albus (swamp eel)
Lineage: Eukaryota; Metazoa; Chordata; Actinopteri; Synbranchiformes; Synbranchidae
Gene: wdr32
Product: WD repeat domain 32
Exons: 8
Coding region: 1-1521 (506 amino acids)
Cellular component (GO): Cul4-RING E3 ubiquitin ligase complex
Molecular function (GO): protein binding
Source: RefSeq, a predicted model, not a curated record
AUGAGCUCGGAGCACCAGAGCGACAGCGAGGACGCCGAAGAGUCGCGGGACAGGCCCAGUAGCAGCAACCUCUCCGACAAAGAAGCAGACCCUGACAUCGACGACUCAGACGAAGACGAUGACAUCGCUCGGGGAGAUUCUCAUUCGCCACCGAGAAGCAGCGGGGACCAGCCGGAGCGAGGCAGUGGGAGCGCGGGGGGCUCCGUCCCCGACCGAGCCAGAAGGAAUGGCCUGUUUUCCUGGCUGCAGAGCAGGACUAUACGACGAGGGGUGUUUGUGGACCCAGCCAGGGAUAACUUCAGAACAAUGACCAGUUUGUACCGCUCUAUGAAUCCGGCUGCGGAGUCUGUCAACCUGAGCACUCAGACCCACGGAGCAGUGUUCAACCUGGAGUACUCCCCAGACGGGUCUGUGCUGACUGUGGCCUGCGAGCAGACUGAAGUCCUGCUGUUUGAUCCCAUCUCAUCCAGACACAUCAAAACUCUGACAGAAGCCCACGAGGACUGCGUCAACAACAUAAGGUUUUUGGACAAUCGUUUGUUUGCCACCUGCUCUGACGACACCACAAUUGCAUUAUGGGAUCUCCGUAAGCUGAAUUCAAAGGUUUGCUCAUUGCACGGCCACGCCAGCUGGGUGAAAAACAUCGAGUAUGACACCAACACUCGUCUUCUUGUCACGUCUGGAUUUGACGGCAACGUCAUUACAUGGGACACUAACAGGUUCACAGAGGAUGGCUGCCCGCACAAAAAGUUCUUCCACACCCGCUACCUAAUGAGGAUGCGUCUGACGCCUGACUGUUCCAAGAUGCUCAUCUCCACCUCCUCAGGGUACCUGCUCAUACUCCACGAGCUGGACCUCACCCAGUCCCUCGAGGUGGGCAGCUACCGCAUGCUUCGAGCCCGACGGACUCCACUCAGCUCAGAUGGAGGCACAUCAGCGUCGAGGUCGACUGGAACUCCUCGCCAGGGGAAUGACUCUGCCAAGGUCCACCCUCAUAGAGAAGGCCUUUCUCCAAGGAACAGCCUGGAGGUUUUGACUCCAGAGAUCCCAGGAGAGAGGGACAGAGGGAACUGCAUCACCUCUCUGCAGCUCCAUCCAAAAGGCUGGGCCACACUCAUCCGAUGCUCCAGCAACAUGGACGACCAGGAGUGGACGUGUGUGUAUGAGUUCCAGGAAGGAGCGCCCACUCGCCCGCUCAUCUCCCCCCGCUGCUCCCUUCGCCUCACCCACUACAUUGAGGAGGCCAACGUGGGCCGGGGCUACAUUAAGGAGUUGUGCUUCAGCCCGGACGGGCGGCUCAUCUGCUCCCCCUACGGCUAUGGCGUCCGCCUGCUGGCAUUCAACGAGCACUGCGGCGAGCUGGCCGACUGCCUGCCUGUCCAAACCAGCUCCCUCAGGGAGAUCCGCUCCAUCUACUCACACAGUGACGUGGUGCUCACCACCAAAUUCUCCCCGACUCACUGCCAGCUGGCCUCGGGCUGCCUCAGCGGACGCGUGGCCCUUUACCAGCCCAAGUUUUAGCAUCCAGUGUCAGAGAAUGAUGCCCUGCAGACCUGGGUAGGGAAGUUCUUACAAGGUUUCCUGCACAAACCUGGAAAGUCUAGGAAGUUAGUGAAGGAGCAUUUAGUGGUUUCCAGGUUCGACUGGUUUGAUAGUAGUACAGAAAAUUCUGUAAAAAAUUUUGCUCAGCUUCCGUAUGUUGUUCAUAGAACUACGUAUUUUUGAUUUUAGGGCCUUGUCUUCUAAUAUAUGCAGGUUUAAUUCAUCCAAAACUAGUGACAUGGCCUCCUUAGUAUCAUUUGGUAUAAAAUAUAUCAAAACCAUCAAAGGAAAUUACAUUUUUAGUUUUUUUUUUUAAAUGUUAUAACCAUAGCAUUUGUUUUAAAGUGCUCGUUGGACCAGAUGGGUCGCUUUCAUUACAGGCAGAUAGUUCAUAUAGUGGGACACAUUGUGUAAAUCUCACUGUGCUUGGAGGCUUAAGUCGACUUUAGAACACGUCUGAACAUAGUGAUUGUUCUGAACCCUGUGCUAGACAAUCUGUAAUGAAAACCCCACCACCUGGCACCUGCAAGUGAUAAAGUAAACCUUAAAAAAAUAUACUGGGCACUCCUAGACCCAGGUCUGCAGCUGUGAAGCAGACUGAGUUUGUUUGGGGGGGAGUCGUCUCUUGGCAGUCACUGAGCUGGGAGUAACAUAUAAAGGCCCCCUGACCAGGCUGCAGCAGUGCACGCGCCUUCUUCAAGAAGAAGUUCAUAGUAAGGAUGAAUUUUGCUCUAUAUAACAGAAAACUCUAACUGACUUUGAGAUUAAGCAGAUCCAGAUGUUGCUCUCUUGGGACAAAAACACUAAGGAUGCAAACAGACAGACAUUAAUCCAUGAAAAUGAGACGGGCGCUCGUGUUUGCCACCUGCUUUGUCAUUGACUGUCGUCAUGAGGCGUCCUCCGCUCCAGGUCGUGUCACUCCGCUCAUGCCUUCUUCCACAGGUGCUGCUUCUCUGCUCAUACAAUCUGAACUUUCACUCCGUCCUUCGCCAGCGCUUUUCUACUCGCUCGUGGAGGGUGGCGUCUCCACUUCUUAGCUGUCACUUUUUUUCCCCUACCGUCUCCACCGUGUUUCCACCUCUAUUGUCUCCGAAGACACUGACUGUUUUUUGUGUGUGUGUUGGCGCUGGCACUGCUGCUAGCACAGCGUUUCUUUUAGUUGAUUCCAUGCUCGCUUUUUGCAUCAUUUAGGCCAAGUUCACUUCUCAUUUCCCUCGACUACUUUGCUUUUGUUUUUAUCUUUAGCCUGUAAACAACAACCUCAUGCUGCCUGGGCACCGGAAAAGUCCGGCUGCUGUCAGUACCUCAGUUUUCAAUGUAUCCCACCCUGACAAUUUCCAGUAUUGCAAAAUGAUUAAUGGAAAAGAGUAAUUGGAUGAUUGUUCUCUAAAUGAUGAGGCUGGCAUUAAACAGUAAAGUGGAGAUGACUUUUAAAGGUGGAUUAAUACACAUUUGAUGCUUUGGUAUAUGUCAGAUUGAGUCAAAGUACAGUGCCCAUGUUCAUAGUAAUGAAGGAAGAUGGCAGUCAGUGCAAUGGAGGGGCUCACUCGUGUUUUUAUUUAUUUUAUUUUAUUUUUUUACAGCAGUGGUGCUCUGUGGCAUCAGUAUUUGGCCACACACAUGAUACCUGUUAGUCGUAGCAAUCCACUGUUAAUUUUAGUAUUUCAUGGGAUGUGACUAUCAGAAAAAUGUGGAACAUUGCCAGUCUCAUCCUUUCUAUCAGUGGUGUUUUGACUUUUUGCGAUGGAAUUUUGGGCAAAGAUGUUGACUUGUUUUGUGACCUUGUACCUGGUUUUGUUGGUUUUUGGAGUGUUGAUCCACGUCAGUGUUUGAUUUUUAUUUA